Linum trigynum is the source of this 6110-nucleotide messenger RNA. The record is from the annotation of a GenBank genome assembly. NCBI's taxonomy places the organism in Eukaryota, Viridiplantae, Streptophyta, Magnoliopsida, Malpighiales, Linaceae.
UAUAAGUGUCAUUCUCGUUAAAAAAUGACUUUCAUUUUUAAUUAUUGAAAAGAAAAUCACAUAUAUCAAAUAUUUUAAUAUACAAUAAACCAAAUUCAACAAUACACAUAUGAAUCACAAAUUCACAACACAUCAAUUUAACCAUCGAAAAAAACCAAACAGAGAGCUAAAUUUACAUUAGUUGACAAUCCAUCAACAACUACAAGUAGUAAAAUACACUGAUAUAUCAACCAUCUUCCUACCUCAACAAUAUUGAAUCCAAACAAACCCUUAUCUUUACAUGUGUCCUAAUGGCACAUAAGUGAGCCUUUUUCCCCCCUUUUCCUUAAAUAGCAGCAUACACAUCUCAAAACUAACAAAAUCCCAAAUUCUUUGUAUUUUUUUUUUCCACUGAACCCAUUUCCCCAAAUAAGAUCAGUAAACUAAAAAAUUAGCUCUCUAAGUAAGGAAAGCGCAUUAGAAAAAUCCAACUUAAAAUAAAUAAGAAAAAUGACAAUAUACUAGGAAUAUAUAUUGAAGAAAUGAAGAUGACGUGGAUCAGAAUAGGAUUCUUUUUUUCCUUCGGCUUCUGUGGAAUAUAAAAGCACUGGAGUACAAGGACAGCAGGCAGACCCACUCUGCUCCAUUAAUAAACCCACACAGAGUAGAAGAGUAAGAGAGAGAGAGAAUCAAGCUAGAGAGAGAAAUCAUGAGGAUGGGAGCGGAGGUCCAAGAGGUGAGCUUCAACGCCGCCGCCGCGGCAGGCCAAGAGAACGGCUCCGGCGACUCACCAGCGGCUCCGACCAGCUCGAGAUUAGCGUCUCUCUUGGGUUCUAAAGACCGCGAUUAUCUCCUCUCCCUAGAUGGAACUCAGGUGAAGAUCUCGGACCUAGAAGGCAAAGUAGUGGCACUAUACUUCUCAGCAAACUGGUACCCGCCAUGCCGAAACUUCAACCAAUUCCUGAUCGGCGCCUACGAGCAGCUGAAGCUCACCAACGGGUCCAAUUUCGAGAUCGUCUUCAUCUCCUGCGACGAGGACUCGAACGCAUUCGACGGCUACCGCGCCAUGAUGCCCUGGCUCUCGAUCCCCUUCUCCGACCUCGAGACCAAGAAAUCGCUGACCCGAAAGUUCGAGAUCGAAGGGAUCCCCUGCCUCGUGAUCCUGCAGCCCGGGUCGGGGAAAGACAUCGAGGGAAUGGCGCUCAGAAACGGCGUCGAAUUGCUGUACCGAUUCGGCAUGAACGCGUUCCCGUUCACCAAGCAGAGGCUGGAGCAGCUGGAGAGGGAGGAGAAGGAGAAGCACGACAGCCAGACGCUCGUUAAUUUGUUGACCAAUCACAAUAGAGACUAUGUUCUGAGUCACCAUGGAGCGAGACAGGUGCCAGUAGCGUCGCUGGUAGGCAAAACGAUCGGGCUCUACUUCUCGGCUCAAUGGUGCUUGCCCUGCGAGAAAUUCACCCCGAAGCUCAUCCCGAUCUACCACAAGAUCAAGUCGAACCACCACGAGAACGACAACUUCGAGAUCGUGUUCGUGUCGAACGAUCGCGACGAAUCGUCGUUCGCCUCGUACUACGCCCAGAUGCCGUGGCUCGCGCUCCCCUUCGGGGACUCGAACAUCAAGACGCUCGCGAAGCACUUCGACGUGCAGGGGAUCCCCUGCCUCGUGAUCCUCGGGCCCGACGGCAAGACUAUCACGACGAACGGGAGGAGCCUGAUCAACCUGUACCAGGAGAACGCGUUCCCGUUUACGGAUUCGAAGGUGGAGUUCCUUGAGAAGCAGAUGGACGAGGAGGCGAAGAACCUGCCGAGGACGAAGCUCCACGGAGGGCACCGGCACGAGCUGACGCUGGUGUCGCAGGAGACCGGCGGCGGGCCGUUCAUAUGCUGCAAUUGCGAGGAGCAAGGGCUGGGUUGGGCGUACCAGUGUUUGGAUUGCGGGUAUGAGCUGCAUCCAAAGUGUGUGAGGGUGGUGGAGGAUCACGCUGUGGGCUCGGUUGGCUGAGAAAGAAAACAGAGAGAGAGAGAGAGGGAGAUAAAUGAUGUUUUAAGGUUAAUUCCAGCUGCGUUUGCUAAUUACCUUGAUGUUCCCGCUUUAAUAUUUGUUCUAAUUUCUGGUUUGGAAUAGCAGAGCCGGCCUUCUGGGGUUGGAGCAUGUCUGUAUCUUUCUUGACUAAGAGAAAGAAGGAUCUCUUUGGUGUACAUGGGUAGUGUUUAAUUAAUGGCAAUUAAGGAUCUUCAUCCCUGUGUGUCUCCUCCCUGGCUAGAUCAAAUUUUCUCUCUUCAUUUGAUUUUAAGAAGCACAUUAUUCUAUUAGAUUUAGUUUGUUCAUUUGAGAAUUUCCUUCAAAACAAGAUAAAAUAGAGACGUUACACAUUGAUAUUGAUAUAUAAUUGAUAUAUAAAAACCUAUUCAUUACUGGCUCUCACACUCUUCCAAGUGCAAGUGGGAAAGUUUCAAACCCUUCUUUCAUCCCUCUGUAUUUUACAACUUUUGUGUUUAGUUAUUAUUCACUAGGUUUCGUGUAUGGCUUUCUGCACAAAUUAUCACCUUUGUGUUUUGUUAUUGUUUGCUAGGUUUUCGUCUAUGGCUUUUUGUACAAAUUAUCACCUGUGUUUCUUCUAUCUAGCUCGAUCAAAUUUUAUCUCUUUAUAUGGUUUUAUAGAAAGCACACUAUUCUGGUAGUUUUAGUUUGUUCAUUUGAGAAUUUCCUGCGAAAUUUUUCACCUAAAAGAUGAGUUCACACAUUUGUAAUAAGAGAAGAAAAGUCAAUAUAACGGGUUGAUUCGAUAUAUAUGGUUAUUUUCUGUCAGUCUAAAAAAUCAAAUGGAUCAACGAGUUUAUUUUAAAUUCGGAUCUAUGAUUUUUCACGCAGGUUCUUACUCUUUACGCUCAUCAGAAGCGAUCUACAAAAUCGAAUGUUCACUACAAGAAACUAGGCGUUUAGCAACUAAGGACAUUUGCUGUGUGGUAAAGUGAUUUAUGGCCUCAAUAGGUCAAUAGUGGUACAUAUAAACGUGUGUCACCAAUACUACUAUUGCUAAUUCUCUUUAGUGGAAGAUGUUAAACGUAGAUACUAUUAGCUGCUAACUAAGAAAUUUGCAGUUACUUAAGUAGAUAAUAUAUUGGUCAUUCAUUGUAGUCUUCGAUAUUUGUAAAUAAGGAACAUGUGAUGCUAGUAGGGAGGAUAUUUGGGAUAUACCGAAUACCGUACCGAAUUUGUCUAUAUUUGGUAUUACCGAAUGCAUGUAUUAUUUCUUGGAAUUGUGAUUGAGAUUGAAUUUCAAUUGUUAUUUGGUAUGAAGGGAUUACGGGAUUGAGAUCGGUAAUAUACCGAAAUACCGAUCAAUACCGAAAUAUAAGCUAGUAUGUAUUUUAUCCUCUCAAUAGACUUUCUCAUUAACUACUACACGACCCUCAACUACCAAGAGUGUCAUUUAUUUAUACAUAGCUCAUUCCAUCACUAUUUCACAACUUAAAAGUCCUCAUCCAACUCAAAUUUGACUUUUCAAUUUAAGUCACUCUCGUUUCUCAUCUAAUAUCUCUUGUUAUUUUUAUAACACAAAAAAUCAAACACUAGUAUUAGUCGUCUCUCAACCUCCAAUUCGUCAAAUUAAAGAUUACCAAUUACAAGAACUUGAGAUGUCACAUCUCCUCCAUUUUCCUUAUCCGUAUCUUAGCACUAGGCAAACUCAAUACUCUUUACUUAGUCUCUUUGCCCUAAAUUAAACAAUAAAAUCUCAUUUAUAUAUUUAAUUUUUAAUUACAAAGGUAAUUAAUUUCAUAAUCGAUAAUACCGAUUGGGAUACCGUAAUUAUUUAGGGUUUGGAAUUGGGAUUGAGUUUAGGGUGUAAUUCGGUAUUCGAGAUUUCGGUAUUUGGUAUUGGGAUACCAAUACCAUACCGAUUUCCACCCGUAGAUGCUGGUAUAUUUUGCCCAACUAAUGCUUAUGCUACUUUACAUGCUUAUUAUGAUUCUUACAUUGCUAGCUGUAUUGAUACUCGUCGAUAAACUACAAGUGUUGUGUUUUGUUUGGAGAUUCACUUCAUGGCGAUGUAAAAAGCAAAACAAUGUAUCCAAAGUUGUUAGAAACCUAUUUCAUUACGGUUUCUAUAUUUAUUAUUACAAUUACUAGGUAAUUCUUAUAAUUAAUAAGUCUUUGAAUCGAAUUAAGAUAGUUUAUUACACAUUUCUGGUCUUUAGCUAUAAAUAUGUACUUUGGGUCUUUUGUUUGAUUAAGCAAAGAUUAAUAAGAAAAGUAUUCCUCAACCCUAAUAUCUUGUCUCCCAAAUUCUCGUCUGUCCCUAACUUUAGGCCACCGACCAUCUCUAUCUUUUCUACCCUAGUUCUUCCCCCAUUCUAUCUUCUAAUCCCUAAAUCUCUCAUUCUACAAUCCCUAAUUCCCAAACACCAAUCCCGAUCCGAAAGAACCGAUAGAAAGUUUGUUUCUAUCAUUUGGUAUCAGAGGCUAGUUCCAAAAGUCACUAUUCAAUUAGUUUUAGUUUGUUCAUUUGAGAAUUUCCUUCGGAAUUUUCCUUCUAAAAGAUGAGUCACACAUUUGUAAAGACGCGAAAAGUCACAUGACGAGUUGAUUCGAUAUACAUAUUCAUUUUUUGUCAAUUUAAAAAGACGAAUGGAUCAUCAAGUUUAUCUUUAGACCCGAAUCUAUGAUUUUUUGCAUAGGUUCCUACUCUUUGGGAUUUUUCCAGAAAUAGCACUGUUUAAUUUUUUUUCCAAAAAUAGGACCCAACUCCGAAAAAUUCCAAAUAGCAACCUUUCCCAAAAACCGCCACCCGUACCAGUGGUUUAGGCGAAAACUGCCACCCGGGGGCGCGUUUUUCGAUGAAAACCGCACUGGUAGGGGGCGGUUUUGCAAACCGGGGUCAUGGCGGUUUGUUUGCAAACCACACCCCCACCAUGCGGUUUUGGUUUUUUUUCUUUUUUUUUGAAAAAUCCUAACCUAGGUGGAAACUUCAAACGAACAUUUCUUUGCUCCCCCGGGGGGCGGUUUUCGCCUAAACCGCUGGUACGGGUGGCGGUUUUUUGGAAAUGGUGCUAUUUUUGGAAUUUUUCGGAGUUGGGUGCUAUUUUUGGAAUUUUUAUUUUAAACAGUACUAUUUCUGGAAAAAUCUCCUACUCUUUGUGCUCAUCAAAAGCGAUCUACAAAAUCAAAUGUUCACUCGACUAGGACAUUUGCUAUGAUAAAGUGAUUUAUGACCUCAAUAGGUUGAUAGUGGUACAUAAAUGUGUGUCAUCAAUACUGUUGUAGCUAAUUCUCUUUAGUGGCAUAUAUUAUUAGCUGGUAACUAACCAGUCUGCAGCUCUUUGUGUAGAUUGUAUAUUUGUCUUUCAUAUUAUUCUUCUACAUCUGUAAUAAGGAACAUGCAAUGUGGGUCUAUCUUUUCCCCAACUAAUGUGUCUGCUACUCUAUGUGCUUAUUAAGAUUCUUACAUUGCUAGCUGCAUCGAUACUCAUUGAUAAAUUAGAAGGUGAAGUGUUCAGUUUGUAAGCUUAUUUAUUGGCGAUGUAAAAAGCCUGCCAAUGCAUCCAAGUCCUCCAUAAAGGCUGGAUAUCAGGCAAUGUUUGACAUGAUGUAUGAGCUAAUCAGGUUGCAUCGUUUGUUGACAAAUUUUGGUAUGGCUUGUUCAGUUGUUUGAUUCCAAUGGAUCUCCUUGUGGACAACAGUUACUAUUGAUAUUCGCAUUGUCAUUAAUAAUCCUGUGUUGCUUGAUCACAUCAAGCACAUGAAAUUCAUGUACACUGUGUUCGCAAUUGAUUAGGGAUAGUACUGUUACUCUUCACUAUAUUUGGACAAAGGAACAAAUUGUUGAUCUUGUUACUCAAGCAUUCUCUACGAGUUGUACUUUUAUGUCGACCUCAUAUAGAUUUAGGUCGACCUAAUCUGUUGUUUCAGUUUUGUGAGACUCAACGACGCGGUUGACCUUUUACAGCAAAUGGUCGACCUUUUUGGGAAGCGAACAAUAUAAAAGGUCGACCUAAAUAUCUCAAAGACCGACCAUUUUGCAAUUAAAAGGUCGCCCUCAUAAGUGAAAAGGUCGACAUCUGUAAUCAUUAACUCAUCAACAUCAAAGUAGGGAUUAUUUAGGAAAAUAGUAUAAACGGUCGACUUGACA